AGCAAGAGAAUGAGGCUCUGUUGUGUAAAGUGGAUGAGAUGGAGAGAGCAAAGAUCUCUGCCCAGGAGAAGCUGAGCUUGUGUGAAAGAACAAAGAGCGAGCUCUGUGCAGAGAAAGGCCACCUGGAGCAGCUGCUGAAGAAAGCAGAGGAGCAACAAGAGGAGCUGCGGGUAGAGCUGGGGGUCCUGGCAGAGGAGAAGGAAGAAGCCCAAGAGAAACUCCUUGAGGUUUCCCGCCAGCAAGAGUCGUCUCGCAGUGGCCUGGAGCAGUUGCGCCAGGAGUCCUCUCGCCAAGGGCACGCGCUGGCCGAGGUGUGCGCAGAGAAGGAGUUGCUGGUGCGGGAGAAGGCUGCCCUGGAGGUGCGACUGGCAGCCCUGGAGCGGGAGAGACAAGGCCUUUCGGAGCACCAGAGGCUCCCGCAGAAAGUGUGGAGGGCCUUCUGUUUCUAA
Molecule: messenger RNA, 449 nt
Organism: Chroicocephalus ridibundus (black-headed gull)
Lineage: Eukaryota; Metazoa; Chordata; Aves; Charadriiformes; Laridae
Product: centrosome-associated protein CEP250-like
Exons: 3
Coding region: 39-449 (136 amino acids)
Source: RefSeq, a predicted model, not a curated record